Molecule: messenger RNA, 1674 nt
Organism: Rasamsonia emersonii CBS 393.64
Lineage: Eukaryota; Fungi; Ascomycota; Eurotiomycetes; Eurotiales; Trichocomaceae
Exons: 3
Coding region: 1-1674 (557 amino acids)
Molecular function (GO): oxidoreductase activity; FAD binding
Source: RefSeq, a predicted model, not a curated record
AUGCAGGUAAUUGAUGCUAUCGCAGGCCUAUCUCGAUGCCAAUUGUGCAGCUCGGCGGAUGAUCGUCCCCCACCUGACGCCGGCCCCGCCGUCCACCUUGCUCCGCACCCCACUCAAGCACCUUUGUUUAUUGACCGUCUCGAUCUUAUCAUCUUUCCCCAGCUUUUUGAAACUCACAAGAACUGGCAAAAAAUGAAGAAUCCCAUCUCGUCAGCGCUCGCUCAGGAAUUGGCGUCCCAGCUGGAUGCCAGCACCCAGCUCGUGACCCCGGAUUCCCCCGACUAUGAGGCCUCCAUUGCACGGUGGUCCGACACGGCCAUAAAACGUGCGGGCGCCGUGGCAUUGCCGCAGACCGCCGAAGAGGUUUCGAAACUCGUGAGUUUUGCCUCCAAACACCAGCUGGAAAUCGCAGUGAAAGGAGGCGGGCAUUCGACCGGCGGCACCAGCGCGUCUGAGGGAGGUCUCGUCAUCGAUCUCGCCAAGAUGCGUCAAGUGACCGUGGAUCCGGAGAAGAAGAUUAUCGUCGCGCAGGGAGGCGCCCUAUGGGGAGAUGUGGACGAUGCUGCCGCUCAACAUGGACUCGCCACUGUAGGCGGGACCGUCAGUCACACGGGAAUCGGCGGUCUUACGCUGGGCGGCGGUUUCGGCUGGCUCAGCGGGCUGUACGGGUCGGUCAUUGAUAAUCUCGUCGGAGCGAAAGUCGUCGUUGCCGACGGACGGAUCCUCGACGCGUCCAACAGCGAGAAUCAGGACCUGUUCUGGGCCAUCCGUGGGGCGGGACACAACUUUGGCGUGACGGUGGAAUUCAGGUAUCAGGCUUACGAGCAAUCGCGUCCCGUCUAUGGCGGCACGCUGGUGUUCACCCCAGAUAAAUUGAACUCGAUCAUCGAGACGCUCAACGAGAGACACCGGAAUCCGGACCCAAGAGGCGCCUUCCACUGUGUGUUUGCCAAAUCGCCGGGUGCGCCUGGCCCCGUCGUUAUCGUGGUUCUAUUUUUCAACGGAGACGAGGAUGCCGCCAAAAAGUACUAUGCUUCCGUGCUCGACUUGGGGCCGGUGGCGGCCAACUUGGCAUCCAUGCCAUAUCCUCAGAUGAACCGGCUGCUGAACGACAUGGCCCACCCCGGCGGCCGCAAGGCGUUGAAGGGAGCAACCUUCUCGCCUCCGAUCCGAACGGAAUUCGCGCAGUGGCUGUGGGAAGAAUUUACGACUAAGAUCAGCCAGGAGCCUGAUCUGGAGAAGACAUUCCUCUCCAUCGAGUUCUACGACAUGACCAAAGCCGCUGCAGUCCCCGUGGAGGCGACAGCAUUCCCAACGCGAGGCAUUUACCAGGCCGGUAUCCUGGGACUGUCGUGGACCGAUCCGACCAAGGACGAACAGUUCCGGGCUUGGGGGCGCCAUCUGCAGGCCAAAUGCAGAGAAGAAAUCAGACAGACGGUCGUGCAGCCCAAGUCUGGAGCGAUCUUGGAAUACGCCAAUUACAGCGAACGUAAGAUUUACAGAGAACCUUCGUCUCGACGCGACGGAAUUCCUGCUAACACUGAAACAGCCGGCGACUUGACCUACACAGCACCAUUCGGCACGAAUCAGAAGCGACUGACGCAGCUGAAAGCCAAGUUCGAUCCGCAGUGCCUCUUCCACAAGACCAACCCGAUCACACCGGAAGUGGCGUGA